GAGUUAUUUUACUUUUAAGAUCUAUACACUUUUAUAUAUACAAGAAAUGUGUAUUAGAUUUGUGAAAUCAAUUUCAUUCUAAGCUAGUUACAUUUAUCAAUUUUUAAAAUAAUAAUAUAUAUUAAUGCAUGAAUAGGUAAGAAUCCAUGAUUUCAACAUUGUACUGACUACUGAUGAUUAACAUGUGUAUCUGUCAGCACCACCGCCGCAUUUGUCAGCUCAGUUUUCGUUUCCUGAGCCAUUUCAAAGCUUCAAUUUCCAACGACCCAGAAAAGGGUUUGGUGAAAAAUGCCAAUUUGGUUCUCAUUUCAAAUUCCGGAACCCCCUUAAUGCCCAAGAAUUUGAGUUUGAAACCAAGGUCUUCGGAUGAUGCACUUCACAAACGCAACGUGGAGAUCACGAUUUUGGGUCGCCACGGCAAGCUCGACGAAGCAAGGAAGCUGUUCGACGAAAUGCCUCAACGAGAUGACGUUUCUUACAAUUCCAUGAUUGCCGUUUAUUUGAAGAACAAGGACCUACUUGAAGCCGAAACAGUGUUCAAGGAAAUGCCACAAAGAAACGUUGUUGCCGAGUCCGCAAUGAUUGAUGGGUAUGCCAAAGUUGGUCGCUUGGAUGAUGCCCGUAAGGUUUUCGACAACAUGACCCAGAGGAAUGCAUUUUCCUGGACAAGUUUGAUUUCUGGGUAUUUUAGUUGUGGGAAAAUUGAGGAGGCUUUGCAUUUGUUUGAUCAAAUGCCUGAGAGAAACGUGGUGUCCUGGACUAUGGUGGUUUUGGGUUUUGCUCGCAAUGGGUUGAUGGAUCAUGCUGGGAGGUUUUUUUAUCUCAUGCCUGAAAAGAAUAUCAUAGCUUGGACCGCUAUGGUCAAGGCAUAUCUUGACAAUGGCUGCUUCAGUGAGGCUUAUAAGCUCUUCCUUGAAAUGCCUGAAAGAAAUGUACGUUCUUGGAACAUCAUGAUCUCGGGUUGUCUUAGGGCCAAUAGAGUGGAUGAGGCUAUAGGUUUGUUUGAAUCAAUGCCAGAUAGGAAUCAUGUUUCGUGGACGGCUAUGGUGUCCGGUUUGGCACAAAACAAGAUGAUUGGGAUUGCUAGGAAGUAUUUUGAUCUCAUGCCUUAUAAAGAUAUGGCUGCAUGGACUGCAAUGAUAACUGCAUGUGUUGACGAGGGGCUCAUGGAUGAAGCUCGUAAGCUAUUCGACCAGAUACCGGAAAAAAAUGUUGGGAGUUGGAACACAAUGAUUGAUGGUUAUGCAAGGAAUAGUUAUGUAGGGGAAGCCUUAAAUCUUUUUGUUUUGAUGCUAAGGUCUUGCUUUAGACCCAAUGAAACCACUAUGACUAGCGUAGUAACUUCCUGUGAUGGCAUGGUGGAACUCAUGCAAGCUCAUGCAAUGGUCAUACACCUUGGGUUUGAGCACAACACAUGGCUUACAAAUGCACUUAUUACACUGUAUUCCAAAAGUGGGGAUCUUUGCUCAGCUAGGCUUGUUUUUGAGCAACUAAAGUCAAAAGAUGUAGUAUCAUGGACUGCCAUGAUUGUAGCCUACUCAAAUCAUGGGCAUGGACACCAUGCCUUGCAGGUAUUUGCACGCAUGCUAGUAUCAGGAAUUAAGCCAGAUGAGGUCACCUUUGUGGGACUCUUAUCAGCUUGUAGCCAUGUUGGUCUUGUCCACCAAGGUAGAAGAUUAUUUGAUUCAAUCAAGGGUACUUAUAAUUUAACUCCCAAGGCUGAGCACUAUUCCUGCCUUGUAGACAUUCUAGGUAGAGCAGGACUUGUGGAUGAAGCAAUGGAUGUAGUUGCCACUAUCCCUCCUUCUGCGAGGGAUGAAGCUGUUCUUGUGGCAUUGCUUGGUGCGUGCCGUCUCCAUGGGGACGUUGCAAUAGCAAAUUCCAUUGGUGAGAAGCUAUUAGAGCUAGAGCCGUCUAGUUCAGGGGGGUAUGUACUACUAGCCAAUACAUAUGCUGCAGAGGGUCAAUGGGAUGAGUUUGCAAAAGUAAGGAAAAGAAUGAGAGAGAGAAAUGUGAAGAGAAUUCCAGGAUAUAGUCAAAUACAGAUAACAGGGAAAAAUCAUGUCUUUGUUGUCGGGGAAAGAUCUCAUCCCCAGAUUGAGGAAAUUUACAGAUUAUUGCAACAGAACCUUCAACCUUUGAUGAGGGAAAUGGGUUCUACACCAGAGAACUUGUUGCUAGUUCUCAGUUAAUUAAAGACUAACCGGAGUUACAUAUUACAUUAAAAAUGUCUACUUUAUUGUGCUUUAUUAUGAACGCCCCUGCUUAGUUCAAUCUUUGCAAUUUUGCAUCUGA
Messenger RNA from Glycine soja, 2295 nucleotides. RefSeq names its product pentatricopeptide repeat-containing protein At1g09410, mitochondrial-like. Bases 174 to 2192 code for a protein of 672 amino acids. The record is from RefSeq and is a predicted model, not a curated record. Lineage: Eukaryota; Viridiplantae; Streptophyta; Magnoliopsida; Fabales; Fabaceae. Gene Ontology annotation, biological process: RNA modification. Gene Ontology annotation, molecular function: protein binding; RNA binding. The transcript has a single exon.